Messenger RNA from Eimeria necatrix, 1860 nucleotides. RefSeq lists its product as hypothetical. Gene Ontology annotation, cellular component: extracellular region. Lineage: Eukaryota; Apicomplexa; Conoidasida; Eucoccidiorida; Eimeriidae. The record is from RefSeq and is a predicted model, not a curated record. Bases 1 to 1860 code for a protein of 619 amino acids. The transcript is spliced from 5 exons.
AUGAAAAUUGCUUUUGAGGCUUCGAAAGAAGAAAAGGAAAAAAACGAAGACGAAAUAAAACAAUUGAAAGAAGAGCUGCAGGCCACGCAGCACGACUUGGAAGAGUCUGAAAAGAAAGCAAAAGAAGAAAUGGUUUUGCUGCAAGAACUGAAAAUAGAACUUGCAGCUUUUCAGAGGUUUGAUGAAAGACUCGAACAGUGCUUCACCAUGAUCGUCGAGUCCGAAACGCCCCCCAGCCAAGAACUCGUUGCCCCUUUUCUCAACUUGAAAAUCCCCGGCUAUAAACUGCUGCAUAAAACCUUCAAUUUGGCCUCGAGGCUUUUUGCUUUAAAUCAAAAGUUCAAAAAAGUGGAAACUGAGCUGGAGGCGUCGGAGGCAAAGCGGAAGCAGCUGGCUGCGAUGCUGCAGGCGGAGCGCUGCAGCAGCAGCAGCAGCAGCAGCAGCAUUUGUUCUUUCCCUGAGCUGCGGGAGCGUUUGCUGCAGCUGCAUGCAAGAUGCAUAGCAGCAGAAGCAGCACUAAAAGAAGAAAUAAAUAAAAAUGAAAUGCUGCAGCAGCAAAGAGCAGCGCUUGCCAGCGACCUCAAGAGGUGUCUAGACACCCGAACUGAAAUGCAACGCUGCAUCGAAGCUGCUGCAACAAACAGCGCAUGCAUUUGCUGCUGCGUCCUGCAGCAGCAGCAGCAGCAGCAGCAGCAGCAGCUGCAGACGCAGCAGGAGCAGCAGCCAAUUCCAAGUGUGGGACAGCAGCUUCAGCAGCAAAUGAUGCACCAACCGCAGCACAUGCAGCGACAGCAGCAGCAGAAUCAGCUGCAGCAGCAGCAGGAACAGCUGCAGCAGCUGCAGCAGCAGCAGCAGCAGCAGCAACAGCAGCAGCAUUGCCAGCAGCAGCAGCAGCAACUGGCAUCGACAUCCUUGCUUAAAGCAACACUGCCUUGCCUACAACAGCAGCACUUGCUGCUGAGACACGCGAGCCAGCUGCAGCAGCCUUUUCAGCAGCAGCAGCUUCUGCAACAGCAGCAGCAGCAGCUGCAGCAGCAGCAGCAGCUGCAGCAGCAGCUGCAGCAAGGAUGCCCGGUUUAUGAAGAGCAAACAAAGGCUAGUACAUCUUCUGAAGGGCCAAGCAGCAGCACCACUGCAGCAAGCUGCUGCUUCUCAGGAGCUAACCGCAGCAACAGCAGCAGCAGCUGCAGCAGCAGCUGCAGCAACAGCAGCAAAUGCUGCAGCUGCAGCAGCAGCUGCUGCUACAAUGUGCCCUCUGCUGAGAGCCAUGUGCCAGCUGCAGCAGCAACAGCAGCAGCAACAGCAGCUGCAACAGCAGCAGCAGCAGCAGCAGCAGAAGCAGAAGCAGAAGCUCCUCGGCAUCACCACCGAAAGAAAUGUAAAUUUCAUUCCAGACUAAUAAGCAAGGAAGAGACAGGAGCUGCUGCUGCUAGUUUUGGUGCUGCUGCUGCUGCUCUGCUGCUGCAGCAGCAGCAGCAGAAGCAAAAACAACUCGAAACCAGCAGCAGCUGCAGCAGCAGCAGCACACAGCAGCAACAACUGCAGCAUGUCUGCGUCUUCUGUACCCUAAAUAACCCCAAAUGCUGCAGCAGCAGCAGCAGCAGCAGCAGCAGCAAAAUUUGUUUUCCCUGUUCUUUGCCCAAUGCCGCAUCUCACUGUGCUUUGCAGCAGCAGCAGCAGCAGCAGCAGAAGCAGACCAUGGCAGCAGCAGCACUAACCAUAGCAGCAAGCAGCAGCAGCAACCAUAGCAGAGAGCAUCAGCAGCAACUGCUGCAGCAACUCGCAGUAAAAGCAGCAACAAGUAGAGCAGCAAUAAACAGCAGAAGCAGCAUCAAAUGCUGCCAGCCGAUGCAGCACUAG